Sinocyclocheilus rhinocerous is the source of this 1549-nucleotide messenger RNA. It is a transcript of the gene cacng5b, whose product is annotated as calcium channel, voltage-dependent, gamma subunit 5b. Lineage: Eukaryota; Metazoa; Chordata; Actinopteri; Cypriniformes; Cyprinidae. The transcript has 6 exons. Gene Ontology annotation, cellular component: AMPA glutamate receptor complex; postsynaptic density membrane. Gene Ontology annotation, molecular function: voltage-gated calcium channel activity; channel regulator activity. Bases 125 to 952 code for a protein of 275 amino acids. The record is from RefSeq and is a predicted model, not a curated record. Gene Ontology annotation, biological process: postsynaptic neurotransmitter receptor diffusion trapping; positive regulation of synaptic transmission, glutamatergic; transmission of nerve impulse.
GUGGUCAGGCUGCGCUGCGAGGAGCUCUUCACUCCACAGCUGGAUUACACUCACAUUUACUCUCAUCAACAGCAUCCUUCAGAUUAUCUGUGUGGUGAGCGCCCCCUGCUGAAGGCUGAGUGGCAUGAGCGCGUGCGGGAGGAAGGCCCUGACCCUGCUCAGCAGUGUGUUUGCGGUAUGCAGUCUGGGGCUGCUGGGUAUCGCCGUCAGCACUGACUACUGGCUCUACCUGGAGGAGGGCGUCAUCCUGCCUCUCAACCAGAGCGCUGACAUACGCAUGUCCAUCCACUCCGGCCUCUGGAGAGUCUGUUUUCUGGCAGGUGAGGAGAGGGGUCGCUGCUUCACCAUCGAGUAUGUGAUGCCCAUGAGCGUUCAGCUGACCAGUGAGUCUACUGUCAGUGUCCUGAAGAUGAUUCGUUCGGCCACGCCGUUCCCCCUGGUCAGUUUGUUCUUUAUGUUCAUUGGUUUUGUGCUCAGCAAUAUCGGACACAUUCGGCCACAUCACACCAUACUGGCGUUUGUCUCCGGAAUCUUCUUCAUCCUGUCAGGUCUGUCUCUGGUGGUUGGUUUGGUUCUCUACAUCUCCAGCAUAAAUGACGAGAUGUUCAACAGGACCAAGAGUAAUGAGGCGUAUUUCAGCUAUAAGUACGGCUGGUCUUUUGCAUUCGCUGCCAUUUCCUUCCUGCUCACCGAGAGUGCAGGUGUGAUGUCUGUCUACCUGUUCAUGAAGCGUUACACAGCGGAGGAAAUCUACCAGCCCCACCCCAGCUUCUACCGGCCGCGCCUGAGCAACUGCUCCGAUUACUCGGGUCAGUUCCUUCAGCCCAACGCCUGGACGCGGGGACGCAGCCCGUCAGACAUCUCCAGCGACACCUCACUCCAGAUGAACGCCAGCUACCCUGCCCUGCUCAAGUGCCCUGACUACACCCAGGUGUCUUCCUCUCCCUGCUGAAGCACAGGAAAUGAGUUCAGUGUUCAUCAGAACUGAGUUUUAAACAUAUAUGUGUGUCUUUGCCUUAUGAUAGGGAACAGACUGAUAGAAUGUAGGAUUGUAAUUUUCCUGUUCUGUAGUGAGCGUGAACUGAUGACUUUGUUCCAGCAGGUGACAGUAUAGUAUUCUUCUCCGGAGUGAUUCACACACUAAGAUGUAUAAUCAUUGAAGUUUAAUGUACAACUGAGUGUCGAUCCAUGUAAAUAUGUAUGGUGCUUAUACAAAUAUGAAUUGUAGCCGUUAUGGAACACUAGCCUUCAACUAGAUCAAUAUGCUUUCAAGAAUAGCCUAAAUUUAUUUGUAAUGUGUAUUAUAUAUGUAUUGUGAUUAUAAUAUCUAUUCAUAUCAAAUUGUAUUCUUAUAGAGGUUGUUCUGACAAAAUUAUUAGUAAAUAAGUGCAGAAAUUGUCUUUAUAUCUAUAGAACAAAAUGAACAUGCAAUUUACAUAUAAUGGAUAAAGUACAACGGAACAAAUGUACCAUGAAUCUCACUAGGAUCGUGUAUUAUUGCACAGCUGAAAUGAAGCGUAUCAAAAGUAGAACAACUGUAAAAAUCAAA